Leptinotarsa decemlineata (Colorado potato beetle) is the source of this 729-nucleotide messenger RNA. RefSeq names its product biogenesis of lysosome-related organelles complex 1 subunit 2 (gene Blos2). Gene Ontology annotation, cellular component: BORC complex; gamma-tubulin complex; BLOC-1 complex. Lineage: Eukaryota; Metazoa; Arthropoda; Insecta; Coleoptera; Chrysomelidae. Gene Ontology annotation, molecular function: gamma-tubulin binding. Gene Ontology annotation, biological process: endosomal transport; lysosome localization. The record is from RefSeq and is a predicted model, not a curated record.
UAUGUUGAAUUUAAGAACUUCCCUAAACCCUAAACUCUCAAGAGAACUUCUGUAGCGCCACUGGAUAUAACCUGAUACCUAAGUUGUGUUUUUAUUAUUGUAGUUUGUUUAUCAUAAAUAUUAUCUGUUAUAGAUUUACUGAACUCAGUUUUACUAGUAAAGUUCAGUGUAUAGAUUUUAUUCAAUGCAAUAUUGAGAAAUAAUAGUUUAUAACUCAUUUUAAUAUGGCUGAAGAAGAGCAAGAAGUUUCAGAUUCUCCUAGAAGAGGGCCAACACUUUCUACUUCAACUUCGAGCUUUGAGGCUUUGGACCCCCAUGAUCCCAACUUAAGCCAGCUGGCCAAUAGGAUGUUCAGUAAAACAUCUGAAUACCUUUAUGGCGAACUGACUUCAACAUUAGAUGAUUACAGGCUUCUAGAGAAUAUGAAUCAAACUGUUAUAACCAAAUAUUCUGAUAUGAAACGUUUAGCGGUGAAUGUCAAGAAGAGUAUGUGUGAAUUAAAUGAGAAAUAUAAUUCAUUAAUUCCACUUCUACAACAAAUAGAACAAAUAGAAGAUAGCGUGGUGAAAUUAGAACAAGCUGCAUACAAAUUAGAUUCUUAUUCAAAACGAUUGGAAGCCAAGUUCAAGAAUUUGGAAAAUCGUUGAAUUGAAGACUUUGUUCUUGUUGGAUUUGAUAUUGUUAAUUAGUGUACAUAUACGAAAUAAAAUGAAAUUUGUGAACAAAAAA